AUGCAGCCGCAUACCAGCAGCUCUGAAUCUGACACGCUGCAGCCCAAGAGCCAUGGCGUCUUCGAGGAGAGUGUCUACCAAAGGGCACGAGCAGCGAAUAUGAUGACCCUUCUUGCGCUGUUCUUCGCUGAGACGGUGGUGCUCCCAUCCCUCUCCUCCUACCUUGCAGCCUUCCAUGCCGAAUCGACCAUGCUCGGGUUCUGCAUCGCGGCUACGUACGUGGGGAGCAUCUGCACUGCUCCGCUCUUCUCCUGGUUGUACACCGUGACCUCAGCACGUGACCUCUGCCUACUCGCCAUCGUCCUGGCGGCAACAGGGAGCCUCUUCUAUGCUCUUGCUCACAGUGUCAUUGCAAUCCUCUCAGCUCGCUUCCUCGUGGGCUGUGCUGCCGGCGUGCAGGGCUCCCUGGUCGCCAUGUCCAGCGGAAUCUGCAGGAGGGAGGACCGGUACAACACGGUGGUUGCCAUGAAGUCGCUGUACUCGGCCGCCUUCAUCCUCGGCUCGGGGUUGGCGGCAGUCGCCACCUUCGUCCACACCCCCGCGCCCGGCCCCUUCAACCACAUCGAGCAUGCUCUGCCCAGGUACGUUCACAUGCUGCACAUGCCCAACGUGUCGGACGUUGUGAACUCGCGCCUUUCCUUUGGAUCCCUCGGGGGACUGGUGAUCCCUCCUGACCAGCCGGGGGCAUCCAAGACUGCAGCCAAGGCAGCGCUGAUGAAGGUGGUUCGGAGAGAGGAAGGGGGCGCGGGUGCCGCGCGUCAUGCGAGGAAACUUCUAGACUCCGAGGAGCCGGCGCGACGGGCCUUGCCGUCGGUGAACAGCGGGAAAGGACGGUCGAGGGAUCGGAGAGGAACCAGCAACGUGGUGAACGCGAGCAAGACUGGGGCAGGAGCGUUCAGAUACUUCAGCAAGGAUGUGCACAAGAUGACUUCGGAGCUGAACAAGGUGGGCAAGCUCACACAGAAAGAUCUGGGGAUGGGAGGCUUCACCAAAGAGGAAGAGAUCGAAGAGGCUGGAGGGCAGAAAGGUCUCAAGACUGACCAGGACAUCGCCAACGAGAUCGGCGAUCAUCGCAUGUACAUGCCCCAGUACGUCACCGCCAUCGUCGGCCAUGGCCUGCAGGCACCCGGCUUCCUCGGGGUUCUCAUCUGCUCCCUCGCCUUCGCGUUCGUCUACCACGAGUGGAGUUACAUCCCCAGCGAGUUUCCUCGAGAGAAACUUCAGCUGCCCCUGCCAAACCUCCCGCUCUCCUCCUUCAACCCCAGGAGCAACCCUCGCUUCCUCCUCCACCUCACGCCCAUCAUCGCCUGCGUCGCCAUGGAGCUUCUCUUCCAGACCUGGUUGGCUUCGGUCGAGACCAUCGUCGCGCCCAUCACUGGGAUCUACCUGGGUUUUACCAUCGACGCGACGGCUGUCUUCAUGAUGGGCAUCUUCUCAGCUGGGGUCGUGGGCAUGGCGGUGCUGCAGCCGAUGAAGAGCCACUUCUCGACUCGCUCUCUGAUGAUCCUGUGCAUCCUCUUCGCCAUCCUCGGCAUGCUCCUCUGCGUCCCUUGGUUCGGCCAGCUCUCGCCAUGGCAGUACGCCCUCGGCUGCUACACCUGCGCCUUCGCGCUCUUUCCCGCCUCCUCCAUGGCUUCGGAGGUGUUCGCUCGAUCCGUGUACGCGGCUGGAGCAGAGGGAAGGGAUGUCUCGUGGAUGCAGGCCUACUGGGCCGUCACGACCAUCCCCUCCCACGUCAUCGUGCCCAUCGUGCUCUCUUACCUGCUGCAGUUCGACAGGAGCGCGUCGCUCUGCUACCUCGGGCUGCUCAUCUUCUCUGCUCUGACCGCCACUGUGUUCAUGCACUACAGGAGGACGAUGACUACUGCUCACUUGGGCGAGGAGGAUGAUGCGGACGAAGGCACGAGCGUCAUCCCUGCAGCCCCCCAGCAGAGCUCCUACGGGUCCUUCCCUCGACCAGCUCAGCCGACGUAA
Molecule: messenger RNA, 1974 nt
Organism: Guillardia theta CCMP2712
Lineage: Eukaryota; Cryptophyceae; Pyrenomonadales; Geminigeraceae
Exons: 1
Coding region: 1-1974 (657 amino acids)
Cellular component (GO): lysosomal membrane
Source: RefSeq, a predicted model, not a curated record